AUGUUUGCUCCUGCAGUGAUGCAAGCUUUGCGCAAGAACAAGACGCUUCGCUAUGGAGUCCCCAUGUUGUUGCUGAUCGUUGGAGGCUCUUUUGGUCUUCGUGAGUUUUCACAAAUUCGCUAUGAUGCUGUGAAGAUUAAAAUUGAUCCUGAAUUGGAAAAAAAACUGAAAAUGAAUAAAGUGUCAUUGGAGUCAGAGUAUGAGAAAAUAAAGGACUCCACUUUUGAAGAUUGGAAGAACAUUCGAGGACCCAGACCUUGGGAAGAUCCUGAACUCCUCCAAGGACAAAAUCCAGAAAUCCUUAAAACUAAGACAACCUGA
Molecule: messenger RNA, 321 nt
Organism: Orycteropus afer afer
Lineage: Eukaryota; Metazoa; Chordata; Mammalia; Tubulidentata; Orycteropodidae
Source: RefSeq, a predicted model, not a curated record